UAUUAUGGAGAAGAUUGUGGAAUUCGCUUCUGUACCUUCUAAUGCUCUGUUAAAUUCGAAACCGAUUCUAUGAACGCCAGUGAAGUUCAGGAAGGAAGACCAGGAGGCGACUGUCAACUUGUUCGUGUCAUAUAUUCAGAAGGCGAAUAGUAGGUAUAAGCAAAAGAUGAAGAAGCGGAAAAUUCAGACCCAGAAUUUAAAGGUUAAUCCGAAUAACGAGGUCAUGACUCCACAAAGGCUUAGCAGCAAAUUUAUAGCACAAAACAUUAUUUCUCAUUGCAGUACACCUGGUCUGCCUAGUUUGAAUAGUUCAAAACGGAAAAUUAUAACUAAGAAAUCGAAGUCUCCAAGUAAGGACAAGAUCAUUAAGAAAUCAAAGUUCAAGGUGCUUAAAUAAGAUCCUUAAGAAGAACGCAAGGAAUCGAAACCAGAGACUCUUGCAGCCUCAGAAAUCCUCUGAGAUCUCCUUAAAAAUGAAACGAGCGAUUAUUGAAAAUAAUAAGAAAAGGUUUGCUGCUACAAGGAAUUCUUCUCACUAUAAGCAUAUGAGGACUUGUUCAAUGUCUUCAGUGUCCUCAUCAGGGCAUAAUUGUAAUCUUUACAGUUUUCAGCCUAAUUAUCCAAAGUCAAAUUACUGAGACACUCUCGCUGAGAUUUUGAAAAAGAGAAGUAAUCAAAGAAUCCUCCAGAGAAGAAAUAAUUGGUCUGAGGUUGGCUUAAUGCCAAAAUAUGGCUAAAUUUGGUACAAAUUACAAAGUACUAUAAAAUCUCUAUUAUUGUGGCUCAUGAAUCUGGAAGGUAGCUUGUAGACUUUUUCUUUAGCAUGGAAGAGAAAUGAUAAGUGGAAGAUAAUGACUCCACGAAAGAGAAAAGGUAGACAGCUACCGUUCAGAUUCAUGAAUCACAAUACUCCCCUUAAGAAUCUCCCUUAAAGAAAAAUCAACCAAGGAAAAUUUUGGCUCUU
Molecule: messenger RNA, 964 nt
Organism: Moneuplotes crassus
Lineage: Eukaryota; Ciliophora; Spirotrichea; Euplotida; Euplotidae
Source: the annotation of a GenBank genome assembly